UUUGAUCUCUUUUAUUUGACCAAGGAGCACGAGAAAAUUUCAAAACAAGCCUCCUCAUUCAACUGCUAUUUUCUCUUAAUACAAGUUUUUAUAUUUAAUGACGAUUUUAUAGGGAAAACCGGCUUCCAUGGAGUUUACUUAGCAGCUCUGAAACUUGUUUCUUCAAAAUCUGUAACAAAAAUGAGGAACCUUGUGGAGUAUGAUGAUAGCGAUUCUGAAAUUGAAAUUUUGAAUGAAGUACCAGCGGCAACGGUACAAAUAGUUCAAAAGAAUAGUGUUUCUAAUGAUAAAUCGUGGAGGGACAUCUCAAAUAAUCAGGCAAGCUCCUCUAAUACCUCAUGGACCUCCAUUAUAUGUCACUUUGUCGAUAUGGGAUAUUCUUCCACCGUGGUUGAAAAAGCUAUUAGAAUACAUGGAAGUGAGAAUUGGAAUGAAAUAUUGGAUUAUCUCUUAACUUGCAAAGCUAUUGAUUAUUCAUUAGAUUCAAUCCAUGAGGAUUCAAACAUUGAUCCAGUGAAACUAAUUUUUGAUAAUCAGCACAAUUUUGAGGAAAUAAAAGUGAAAACUGAAGACAUGUCUGAUGGGGAUCCCAAGGAGACACCAUCAAAUGAUAGUCGGGCAGAUAAUAUCAUGGCUUCUUUGUUGGAAAUGGGUUAUGAUGAAAAUGCAAUCUCUACAGCAAUUGAGAUUAACGGGAUUUCUACUCCUGUAGAUGAAUUGGUAGAUUUUAUAGAUGCUUAUUUAUGUGGGAAAGGUGCCAAAGAUGUGGAAGGAGUAGUUGAUCAAAUUCACGAGGAUACAGAACAAAAGAAACAAAAUGGAGAGGAACUGAUUGGUUUUGGGGUUCCUGGAAAACCUGUUGGCCGGUGCUGUGAGGAGCUGAAUGCAUUUAUCCAAGGACCACCAUUUUUUUACUUUGAGAAUGAUGCAUUUGCUCCAAGGGCAGUCUGGAAGACGAUAUCCCAGUAUUUCAAUGGCGUGGAGCCAGAAUUUGUUGAUUCCAAGUAUUUUUCAGCUUCCACAAGACCAAGAGGUUAUGUGCAUAACCUUCCAAUAGAUGAUAGGUUUCAAGCAUUGCCUUUGCCCCCUAUGACCAUUCAGGAAGCACUUCCUCAAACAAAGAAAUAUUGGCCUUCCUGGGAUCGGAGGGAGAAAUUAAAUUGCAAGGUCGCUGGACGGAAUAGUCUUGUCCUCCUUGAAGAGCUCAGAUCUAUAAUUAAAAAUUCACACGGGAAACCAUCAGUGAGUGAACAAGAAUACAUACUUCAAAAGUGUGAGCAGUGGAACUUGGUUUGGGUCGGGCCAGGUCAUAUGGUGCCCCUAGAACCUCAUGAAUUAGAAGCACUACUGGGAUAUGAAAAAGAUCAUACUCGAGGAGCAUCUUGCCGAACUGAUCGCUUCCAAAGUCUAUGCAAUUCAUUCCAAAUAGAUACAGUCGCAUAUCAUUUGUCCGUUUUGAAAGCAUUCUAUCCUGAUGGUCUUAAAGUACUUUCUCUGUUUUCUGGUAUUGGCGGGGCAGAGGUUGCUCUGCAUCGUCUGAAGAUUCAUUUAAAGUGUGUUGUGUCUGUAGAAAUAUGUCCAAAGAACAGACUUAUUCUUGAAAGUUGGUGGCAGAAAACGCAACAAAGAGGUAGAUUGAUUCAGAAGGAAGAUGUGCAAUAUUUGACAAGAGAAGUACUGCAGGAUUUGAUAGAUAUGGUGGGAGGUUUUGAUCUUAUAAUCGGUGCAAGCCCAUAUAACCACCAAUAUACCAACAAUAAAGCUAACAGGGAUGAGCUAGAGUGGAGAAAUUCUUUACUUUUUAAUGAGUGUCCUCGCAUUGUGAAGGAAGUGAAGCAAAUAAUGCACUCUAAAGGCAUGGCAUAGGAUUUAUCUAUGUAGCACCGCUAUGACUCAUUUUUUUCGGUACAAUUUGAAACUCAAAUAAUUUACGGAGAAGAAAUUCUUUUGCUCAGAAAUUUUCGAGAAAGGCAUGCAACGAAUGAAAAUUCAUUUUUUUUUGAA
Molecule: messenger RNA, 2004 nt
Organism: Cryptomeria japonica (Japanese cedar)
Lineage: Eukaryota; Viridiplantae; Streptophyta; Pinopsida; Cupressales; Cupressaceae
Product: DNA (cytosine-5)-methyltransferase DRM2
Exons: 9
Coding region: 181-1866 (561 amino acids)
Cellular component (GO): nucleus
Source: RefSeq, a predicted model, not a curated record